Euleptes europaea (tarantolino) is the source of this 1270-nucleotide messenger RNA. It is a transcript of the gene FIBP, whose product is annotated as FGF1 intracellular binding protein. Gene Ontology annotation, molecular function: fibroblast growth factor binding. Gene Ontology annotation, biological process: platelet aggregation. The record is from RefSeq and is a predicted model, not a curated record. Bases 83 to 1156 code for a protein of 357 amino acids. Gene Ontology annotation, cellular component: nucleus. The transcript is spliced from 10 exons. NCBI's taxonomy places the organism in Eukaryota, Metazoa, Chordata, Lepidosauria, Squamata, Sphaerodactylidae.
UCCUGAGGUCUCUAGGCAGGGCUGCUGGGAGCUGAGGAGUCGGUGGCGAAGCCCAAGCCAGGGAGAUCUGGCUUCAUGUGCCAUGACCAACAAUUUGGACAUCUUUGUGGGGAACACCACCCUGAUUGAUGAGGAAGUCUAUCAGCUCUGGCUGGAUGGGUACUCAGUGAAUGAUGCCGUGGCGCUCCGCCUGCGCAGUGGAAUCCUGGAGCAAACGGGGGCUACGAUGGACGUGCUCCAGAGCGACACCAUGGACCACUACCGUACUUUCUACAUGCUGGAGCGCCUCCUUCACUCGCCACCCAAGCUGUUGAACCAGCUGCUGUUCCAGAUUCCCCCUUAUCGCCAGACCAUGCUGAUCGAAAGGUAUUACGCCUUUGACGAGGCCUUUGUGCGGGAAGUGCUGGGCAAGAAACUCUCCAAGGGCACCAAGAAAGACCUGGACGACAUCAGCGUCAAAACAGGAGUGACGCUCAAGAGCUGCCGUCGACAGUUUGACAAUUUCAAGCGGGUCUUCAAGACAGUUGAAGAGCUCCGCGGAUCCCUGGUGGAAAAUAUUCAGCAGCACUUCCUGCUUUCUGACCGUCUAGCUGGGGAUUACGCAGCCAUCGUCUUCUUUGCCAACAGUCGCUUUGAGACGGGGAAAAAGAAGCUGCAAUAUUUGACGUUUGAAGAUUUUGCCUACUGUGCCGAGCAGAUGAUUCAGAACUGGACUUUGGGAGCGGUGGAUACCAACGUGGAUGACAUGGAUGUCGACCUUGACAAGGAAUUCUUGCAGGGGCUGAAGGAGCUCAAAAUUUUGAUUACAGACAAAGACUUGUUGGAUCUUCACAAAAGCCUGGUGUGCACAUCCUUGAGGGGGAAGAUUUCUGUGUUCAACGAGAUGGAAGCCAAUUUCAAGAAUCUCUCCCGGGCCCUGAUCAACAUUGCCUCGAAACUUACUCACAGCAAAGAUGUACGGGACUUUUUUGUCGAUCUGGUGGAGAAGUUUGUGGAGCCCUUUCGGUCAGACAAGUGGAGCCCAAACGACGUGCGCCUCUUCCUUACUCAGUACACGGUUUGCGCUCACACGCUGGAUGCCUUCAGGCACCAAGUGCUUUGGGAGAGAUACAUGGGCACGCUCAAAGCAUGUCUUCUGAAGAUGUACCAUGACUGACCAGCGGUGGUUGGGUUUUGCUUGCAUUUCCCCCUGUGGGGAAGAGAUGAGUUCUUGGCCAAAGAGCGUACAAGCCCAGCUGGAAUGGGCCUCUUUGCUGGCUGCAUCUCUCUC